Drosophila subpulchrella is the source of this 1574-nucleotide messenger RNA. RefSeq names its product tissue inhibitor of metalloproteinase (gene Timp). Gene Ontology annotation, cellular component: extracellular matrix. The transcript has 5 exons. The coding region runs from base 279 to 914 and encodes 211 amino acids. NCBI's taxonomy places the organism in Eukaryota, Metazoa, Arthropoda, Insecta, Diptera, Drosophilidae. Gene Ontology annotation, biological process: negative regulation of endopeptidase activity; negative regulation of membrane protein ectodomain proteolysis. The record is from RefSeq and is a predicted model, not a curated record. Gene Ontology annotation, molecular function: metalloendopeptidase inhibitor activity; protease binding.
UUCAGUGCAGAACCGCAAGCGCAGCGAGCUAGAACGCCACAAAGUCGGCGACGGAGAAAUCGCGAGAUCGGGAAUAUAUAUUCUACCAAGUGCGAGUGCCGGUGGAAAUAAGUUAAACAGUUUUCCCCCAUUUUUCGUGCCAUUGGGUUCAAGUGUUUAAAAGUCUGAAGUGCUAGUAUUCCCCAGAAAAAGAGAGUGCAGCUUUAAGUAAUCUUGGUGCCUCACUGGCGGCGACAUAAAGCCAAAGUCAUUUUAUCAGCUCGGAAACCAGAGCAGCCAUGGAUUCUCGUAAGCAUUUUGGUUUAUUGACACUCGUCCUGGCCGCCGUCCUCGCGUUUUACGGGCGCCCAGUGGACGCCUGCAUGUGCAUGCCCGAACACCCACAGACGCACUUCGCCCGCGCGGACUACGUUGUGCAGCUGCGAGUCUUCCGCAAAUCAGAGACCAUUGAGCCGAACAGGACCACCUACAAAGUCAGCAUCAAGCGAACCUACAAGGCAACUCCCGAGGCGCGUCGAAUGCUUCGCGAUGGUCGCCUGUCGACGCCCCGAAAUGAUGCGAUGUGUGGAGGGGUACGACUGGAGUUGGGAAAGGUCUAUAUCAUAGCGGGAAGGCUGCCGACACUGAACAUUUGCGCCUACUACAAGGAGUACACCAAGAUGUCGAUUACAGAGCGACAUGGCUUCGGCGGUGGCUAUGCCAAGGGCGCCAAUUGCACAGUACAUCCCUGCUUCGGACAACAGUGCUUCAGGUUCCCAACUUACGCCGACGGUUGCAAGUGGUCGACACAGGCAAAAUGCGAGACGGACUACAGUGCCUGCAUGCCGCACAGAAGGCAGACGCCCAAUGGAGUGAUUUCCCGCUGCGGCUGGCGACGCACGCAACUCUACAGGAAGUGCCUGAGCAAUCCGUAGAUACCCGCAAUCCCACAGAUCUAUAGAUAGUCCCCCAUGUCCCCCAUGUCCUUGUUAUAUGCCACCAUUUCUCUCUGUCUCUCCCUGUCCAGAGCUUUAAUACGUACGUUAUGCCUAAUGUGUUAUUUAUUAAUUGAUGCCUUUGAACUUGUAACCGAGCAACUUAAUUAGUGUCUAGCUUUUAAUGUGUUUAUACCAUGUGCACACUUACCAAAUCGCGUGGAUUGGGGAAGAAGGUCUGCUCGAUUAGAGGAAAGCCGUCGCGUCCGAGGCGUCGCUGCAGUUGCAACAGAUGGGAAAAUACCCACGGUUUGUCCUGCAGAACUCAAAUCAAAUGAUAGCUCGAAGUGGGGUUUAUCACUAUAGUGCACUCACCUGAAACUGGUAGAUCGAGUGCAACGAAUUGAUGCUGGGCACUCCGCCGUACUUCAAGCCCAAGAUCGUGGAGCGGAAGUCACUGGAUCCAUCGCGCGGCGGCUGGCGAAUCAGCACAAAGUCCGGUCGGAAGGAACGCGCGACCUGUUUUGGUGUGAUAUUCCAAAAAAAUAUAUAAAAAAUAAAUUAUAAUGAGAAAAUGUAAUUAGCUUUUAGAAGGCCAAACGCAGAAAAUAAUGUUUGUAAUUUGUAAAAAACGAAAUAUAUAUAUUUUUAAAAACUUAA